ACGAAUCGCAGGCGAGGUCGAGGGAGGCGAGCGAGAAACAAGAUCGCGCGAGCGUCAUCGCGACCAAUCGGCGACACUUUGCGCCUCUCGGUCGCAGCGUUCGGAUCGCAUUGUCCCAUUGAUCGUUGGGCGCCUUUUUUUUCCGCGAUCGUCCUCUAUUUUAUUCCGCGCGAAGUGUUGAAUCGCUCCGCCGAAAUCUCCGUAUUUCGAGGACCAUGUCGGUAAUCUACAGGAAUUCGAUGAACGCCAUCGGCAAGUUCGUGCCCGAAAGACUGCAGCCUCUGUGGAAACAUCCAGCUGGUCCGCAGACCAUCUUCUUCUGGGCACCGAUUUUCAAAUGGGGGCUCGUCAUUGCCGGCCUUGGUGAUCUACGAAGGCCAGCGGAGAAGAUCUCCGUCAGUCAAUCUGGUGCCUUGGGCAUUACGGGGUUGAUCUGGACCAGAUAUUCUUUAGUCAUCAUCCCAAGAAAUUGGAGCCUUUUUAGCGUGAACCUCUUCGUCGCGUUUACGGCUAUAUACCAAAUUACGAGAGCUUUGAGGUAUCAGUACCAACAAGAAGCUCUGGAGGCUACGAAGGCAACUCCAUCAAACGCUCACUAAUGAUAACUGUACUAGAUAUACAUUCCUAGGGGACGAAAAUAAGAAUAUAUUUAAUUUUUCGCGUUUUGCGAAACGUUCACGUUAUUAUUUAACUUGUUGAGACGGAUAGUCUAGUGACAUCUAGUGUAUCUGACCAAUAUAUCUUAAUAACGAACGAGAAAAUGUAAAGAUAAUCAUCAAGUUAUAUUAACUGACUUAAACUUCUUAGAAUCGUAUAUACAUGUAAUGUAUAAUUGCGUUUAAAGAGAUAGAUCUAUUAGCAAAUCAGGCAUUAUAGACAUUUCUAAAUAGGGCGAAUUAAUAUCGUCUGGAAUAACAGAAGAAGACAAUUCUAAAAAGACAUUUAAAUCGAUCUGGAGCAACAAUCUAACAUCUGAAAUUUCAUUGGCGUCGUGAUUAGGACGUCUUCUAAACUUCUUCGAGAUACCUUUUACUUAUCGCAUAAGACGAAUCGAAUGGAACAAGUUACAAGUUUUAUGUAAUGUCGAUUGAGUUUUUUGGAUGCCAAACUGUGAUACGUAUGACGCAUAAUGUUUGGUCGUAACGUUGACGUUACGUAAGAAAUCAAUAUUGUACGGUUAGAUUAAGUAUAACUACGAUCGACUGGAAUCUUGCCAAAUCUUGCAAGUAACGGACAUUGCAAAUUUGACCACACGUAUAUACUGGUCCCAUCGAUUGUACAUACAUACACAUGUCCUCGGCCGUUAUGCGUCUUGUGCUUUCCAUCUCGCGAUGUAAGAAUGCCCACGGUGCUUCCGCCCGACAUAUCGACACUAUACGAUGUUUCAGAGGAGAAUGGACGAAUGUACAAAUGUGUAUAUCUCACUUAUUAUUGCUGUAACUGCCUCGCUCUGAUUAGUUGAAAUAAAUUAUGGAUAUUUUUAAUA
Formica exsecta is the source of this 1486-nucleotide messenger RNA. RefSeq names its product mitochondrial pyruvate carrier 4-like. The record is from RefSeq and is a predicted model, not a curated record. Gene Ontology annotation, molecular function: pyruvate transmembrane transporter activity. Bases 216 to 599 code for a protein of 127 amino acids. Gene Ontology annotation, cellular component: mitochondrial inner membrane. The transcript is spliced from 4 exons. Lineage: Eukaryota; Metazoa; Arthropoda; Insecta; Hymenoptera; Formicidae. Gene Ontology annotation, biological process: pyruvate import into mitochondria.